CUUCUAUAAUUACUUCUCCAGGCAAACUACCUGAAAUUUACUGCAUCCUAAUUUCCUUUUGGAACAUCAUCUGAAAGCAAAGAUGGAAAACCACACCAGGAUAAGUGAGUUUGUUUUGGUUGGGUUCAGAUCCCACCCAGGAUCACAACUCCUUCUCUUUGUUCUCUUCUCCUCCAUGUACAUUGUCACUGUAGUGGGAAAUGUCUGCAUGAUACUCAUCAUCAGGAUGGACUCCAACCUGCACACCCCAAUGUACUUCUUCCUAGAGAACUUGUCCACCUUGGACAUCUGUUAUUCCUCUGUCAUCACUCCCAGGGCAGCACUGGCAUUCUUACUGGGCAGAAGAAGCAUUUCCUACAAUGGCUGUGCUUCACAAAUGUUCUUCUUCUCUCUUUUUGGUACAACAGAAGCCUUCUUCCUUGCUGUGAUGGCUUAUGAUCGCUUCACUGCCAUCUGCAAUCCACUGCUCUAUCAAGUCAUUAUGAGCAGAAGGCUUUGUGUUCUCAUGGUGAUGGGUUCUUACCUGUCAGGCUGCAUCAACUGCACCAUCCAGACAGGCUUCACGUUCAGUUUGUCCUUUUGUGGGCACACAGAAAUAAACCACUUCUUCUGUGAUGUUGCUGCAGUGAUCCAAGCCUCCUGUUCCAACACACUCGUCAAUGAGCUCGUAAUGCUGGCUGUGUGUGGAUCAAUAAUUGUGGGCACUGCCUUGGUGGUUUUUAUCUCCUAUGGUUAUAUAAUCAUCACUAUCUUCCAAAUGCCUUCAGCUGAAAGCAGGCACAAGGCCUUCUCCACCUGCUCUUCUCACAUGGUGACAAUCUGCUUGUUCUUUGGGACAGUCUUCUUCAUGUAUGCUCAGCCUGGAGCCACAUCUUCACCCAGCAAAAGCAACACCAUCUCCAUCUUCUAUACUAUUGUUAUUCCCAUGCUAAACCCUUUCAUUUACACCCUCAGAAACAGGGAGGUAAAAGGGUCUCUGAAAAAACAGUUAAAAAGGAAAGGGAUUUUUUAGCAUGUUUACUGAGGGUGAGAAUGAAUAUAAGUGUCCAAUUUGGUAUGGACAGAUGCUUAGAAUGUAAAAUAAAGGACAUCAGGACUUGCUUUAAAGAGUCCUUUGUGUUUCUAGAUGGUCAGUUGUGGAGAGGGCCCACAGUGGGCUGAGGGUCAGAUGGAAGAGUUAACAGAAGAGAAGAAGCCAGCAGGAUUUGUAUGUUUGUGAGAAGAAGAGAAAGAAGAUAAAGGUAGAGAAAACAAAAAACAUAUGUGCUGCAAAAACCACCAUGGAAAACCAAGAUCUAUCUGGAUUUUGGAUUUUUGGGGAUACUUUCUCCAAACAGUGCUUCCACCAAUGGACUUGAGGGCUG
Messenger RNA from Parus major (Great Tit), 1364 nucleotides. Its product is annotated as olfactory receptor 12. Bases 83 to 1012 code for a protein of 309 amino acids. The transcript has a single exon. Gene Ontology annotation, molecular function: odorant binding; G protein-coupled receptor activity; olfactory receptor activity. NCBI's taxonomy places the organism in Eukaryota, Metazoa, Chordata, Aves, Passeriformes, Paridae. Gene Ontology annotation, biological process: sensory perception of smell; G protein-coupled receptor signaling pathway. Gene Ontology annotation, cellular component: membrane. The record is from RefSeq and is a predicted model, not a curated record.